Gadus chalcogrammus (walleye pollock) is the source of this 1604-nucleotide messenger RNA. RefSeq names its product BarH-like homeobox 2 (gene barhl2). Gene Ontology annotation, cellular component: nucleus. Gene Ontology annotation, biological process: regulation of transcription by RNA polymerase II. Gene Ontology annotation, molecular function: RNA polymerase II transcription regulatory region sequence-specific DNA binding; DNA-binding transcription factor activity, RNA polymerase II-specific. Lineage: Eukaryota; Metazoa; Chordata; Actinopteri; Gadiformes; Gadidae. The record is from RefSeq and is a predicted model, not a curated record.
AUGGACGGGUCCAGCUUUGGAAUAGACACUAUCCUCUCGAGCGCCUCGAACCCGGGUCCGGUCCCCGCGGCCGCCAUGAUGAGCGCAGACUCGCGCCUCGGAGACUCGCGCCUCGGAGAGGCCAGGGCGGCGGACGCACGGAGCCAUGCGACGCCGUCCCCCGCGUGCUCGGACAUAGACACGGUGGGCACGGAGCCCUCGUCCCCCAUCUCAGUUACCAUGGACACCCCGGACAGUCCCCAGCAUCCGCUGCAUCCCCAUCCACCACCUCCACAGCAGCAACAGCCUCCACCACCAGCACCACCUCCUCCACCUCAGCCAGCACCACCCGCUGCGGGCGGUGCCGCCGCGCGCACAGCCACCUCGUCCUUCCUCAUCAAAGACAUCCUCGGCGACAGCAAGCCGCUGGCCGCGUGCGCCCCGUACAGCACGAGCGUCCCGUCGCCGCCCGACCACCACCACCACCACCACGCGCCAAAGGGCGAGAGCGCCUCGCCGGGAGCGGACGGCUUUCGGCCGAAGCUCGAGCAGGACGAGCUGAGGGCGAAGCGGGAAGAGCUGCAGCACGAGAUGAAAUGCAACGGCAACAAGGAGGAGGGCGAGCGGGAGAUCUCGAGCAGCAGAGACAGCCCCCCGGCCCGCUCCAAGAAGCCCCGCAAGGCGCGCACGGCCUUCUCCGACCACCAGCUCAACCAGCUCGAGCGCAGCUUCGAGCGGCAGAAGUACCUGAGCGUGCAGGACCGCAUGGACCUCGCGGCGGCGCUCAACCUCACCGACACGCAGGUCAAGACCUGGUACCAGAACCGACGGACCAAGUGGAAGCGGCAGACGGCGGUUGGGCUCGAGCUGCUGGCGGAGGCCGGAAACUACUCCGCCCUGCAGCGGAUGUUCCCCUCGCCGUACUUCUACCACCCCAGCCUGCUGGGCACUAUGGACGGCAGCACGGCGGCAGCGGCGGCCGCGGCCAUGUACAGCAGCAUGUACCGGACUCCCUCGGCGCCGCACCCCGGCCUGCAGAGGCCUCUGGUCCCCCGGGUGCUGAUCCACGGCCUCGGGCCGGGGGGGCAGCCGGCUCUGAACCCCCUGGGCCAGCCCAUGCAGGGCGCGCCGCACGCCCGAUAGAAACAGACUGAGACGAACCCCGAACAGCGAAAGCGACGACCGCAGCGACCGGUGGGACGCGCGGGGUGCGUGCGUGAGACGUGCGAGACGCGGGGAAUUACGCACGGAGGACACGCGGACACGCGCACGCGGGACGUUUUAACGCAGAGACUCUAAAGACGUUUGAGCGCUGAAGGAGCUUAUUUAAGAGGAGAGGGAGAAGGACUAAAGCGGACGUGAAGGAGCUUCGAUGUCUGGUUGAUUGUUUUGUUUGUCUUUUGUACAAAUCCACUUAAAUUAGCGAAUAAACUUCUAAAGUUUAUUAGAUGAGGAGGGAGAAGCGAAUGAAUAAAGUACUGAUACGAAACGGAACGCGUCUGGUGGAUUCUGAUCAGAAACAUGAGGGAUGGAAAUCAAACUCCAUCCUACCCCGAGGACUGGUGGAGUAGGUAAUGGUGGAGUACUGGUGUAGUUCUACUGGUGUAGCUCUGUGGAGUGGUACU